Achroia grisella is the source of this 3208-nucleotide messenger RNA. It is a transcript of the gene osy, whose product is annotated as ABC transporter G family member 23. The record is from RefSeq and is a predicted model, not a curated record. Gene Ontology annotation, cellular component: membrane. Gene Ontology annotation, molecular function: ATP binding; ABC-type transporter activity; ATP hydrolysis activity. The coding region runs from base 202 to 2574 and encodes 790 amino acids. The transcript is spliced from 16 exons. Lineage: Eukaryota; Metazoa; Arthropoda; Insecta; Lepidoptera; Pyralidae.
GCCAAGUUCAGUGUUGUCAAAACGUUAAUGUAAAUGGCCGUAUCGGGUGUGAUGUGAACGCGAAUCGCGCGUUUUCAAAUCGUGUUCGUUUUUCAAACGUGUGAAUUUGAAAAAAGAAUAUUAUAUUUUUUGUGACGUGAAUUGUGAAAUAGUGAUUAAAAAAUUUUUGGUAUAGGAGGGCUGUGAGUUAAAUCGAAAAAAAUGCCGGCCUACGACAAUGAGGGAGCGACAAUAUCUAUGGAGGACGUUCGUAAACCAGAGCAAUCUAACACAGUUAGUACAAUAGAAGAUGACUUAGCUAUUAGAAGACUUAGAGAGCUGAGGCCACAGAAAUCCACAGUAUCUUCUAGAAAACAGCAAGCUGUCUGCGUUCGGAGAGCCUACAAAAAAUAUGGAACUGCGAAAAAUCCAAACAUAAUAUUGGAUGGUUUAAAUAUGACAGUUCCUAAAGGUGCAAUAUAUGGUCUCCUUGGCGCUUCGGGCUGUGGCAAAACUACACUACUCUCAUGCAUAGUUGGUAGACGAAGACUCAAUGCUGGAGAGAUAUGGGUGUUGGGCGGAAAACCGGGCAGCCCCGGCAGCGGUGUACCCGGUCCGAGGAUAGGAUACAUGCCUCAAGAAAUUGCAUUGUUUGGCGAGUUUACAAUAAAAGAAACAAUGACGUAUUUCGGUUGGAUUGCUGGACUCUCUACGAGAGAUGUGGAACAGCGGGUAGAUCUAAUGGUCUCGUUGCUACAGCUUCCUGAUCUAUCAAGGCACGUGAAGAAUCUCUCAGGUGGUCAGCAACGCCGUGUAUCAUUAGCGUCAGCUUUGAUCCACGACCCUGAGUUGUUGAUCUUGGAUGAACCGACCGUAGGUGUGGAUCCUGUAUUACGACAAAGCAUCUGGGACCAUCUAGUGGAGAUAACAAAAGGAGGCCGUACCACUGUGAUCAUUACUACUCACUACAUUGACGAAACUAAACAGGCGAAUAUUAUAGGACUAAUGCGAGGCGGUAGAUUCCUAGCCGAAGAAUCACCAACCGAACUUAUACGACGAUACCAGGGAGAAAGUUUAGAAGACGUCUUCCUCAAGCUGUCAGUUUUACAGAACAGAGGCAAGAGAAGACGAUCUAGCAUUUUAGCCGAUGUUGUGAAUAAGGUUGAACUUCCUGGCAUACCUAAUCCAGCUGUAGACUUGGAAGAGGGGGAGAUUGGCGAAAUCUCUGGAGAAUUUGGAGAUAAUGUAUCCAUGAGUAGUAAAGGUCGUGUAGUGGUAACACCAGAACUGCUGACGACCGCGGACGCCCUACCUCCCGACGAGGAGCCCACUCUCAACUGCUUACAGAGAGUUCAGCCGAUGAAGUGGCAUCAUAUGAAGGCUCUGAUUUGGAAGAAUAUGUUAAGUCUUGUAAGGAAUUUCGGGGUCCUCGCUUUUAUAAUCGGUCUACCUGUUAUCCAAAUGACUCUCUUCUGUCUGGCCGUCGGUCACUACCCUACCGGACUACCAGUUGCAGUCGUUGACUACGAAACGAAUAACAAUAUGACACUGUGUGAUUAUAACAAAGACAUAUGUCCUCAAGAUAAGGAGUCUUACGAAUGGAAUCUGACGCUUUUCAGUUGUAGAUAUUUGGACUUUUUAAAAAAACGACAGAGCAAUUUGGUCUAUUAUCCAACUGAAGAAGCCGCAAUGACUGACGCGCGUAAAGGCAACGCCAGGAUUGUUCUUAUCAUACCUCACAACUUCACUCAGAGUCUGCAAGAUAGAAUGACUGACCCUAGACAUACUGAUAUUUAUACCCUCGAGAGCUCUGUUAUAGACGUACAUUUGGACGAUACGAACAAGCAAAUGGAAUGGAUACUAACAAAAGAUCUUAGUUUGGCGUUUGCCGAGACCGUGGAUUAUUUGGCAGAAGUCUGUCAAUUACCGCCCAGGAUAUUUUCGCUUCCUGUUAAUUUCAAUGCUCCUAUAUAUGGUGUCACAGAUUCAGAUUUCACUGAUUUCGCAGCUCCUGGCGUGAUAUUGACAAUUAUUUACUUCCUGGCGGUGGCAUUGACAUCGGGCGCCAUGUUGGCUGAAAGGAACGAGGGCAUUCUUGAAAGGUCACUCGUUUCCGGUAUUACUGGUACUGAAAUCCUUUUCUCACAUGUAACUGUGCAAAUUUUUGUAAUGGCAAUCCAGUCUAUCAUGGUGAUGUUAAUCAGCUUCGCCCUCUUUGGUCUCAGUCAAAAUGGACCCAUUGGAUGGAUCUCAUUACUGGUCCUUAUGACAGGCUUAUGCGGUAUGACAUUCGGUUUCUUAGUAUCUUGUUUGUGUGAUACCGAUAGAACGGCCACUUAUAUGGCCCUGGGAUCAUUUUUGCCUAUGGUCUUACUAUGUGGUAUUAUUUGGCCAAUAGAAGCCAUGCACAUAGUCCUACAAUGGAUUAGCUUCGUACUUCCACUCACAAAAUCGACGGAGUCUCUACGAUCCAUGCUCCAGCGUGGAUGGUCCAUAGGUGUUCCAUCAGUAUAUUCUGGAUUCAUAUCCACUGGUAUUUGGAUUGCGGUAUAUUUGAUAACAAGUAUUUUACUUCUUAAGUUCAAAAAAGGGUGAAUUAAUAAAUAUAAAUUGUAUCUUUAUUUUUUACUAUAUCCAAAGUGAACAAUUCUGUUUUCUGUGUUUAUGUAAAUAUGUAGACAUUAAUUGUUAAUUUGAGUACACAUAAUCGGAUAGAAAAAAUCUGAAAUGUCAUUCUUUACACUUAUUUAUUACUAUUACAAGUUAUGAGAAUUGAAUAAUAUACAGUAUUUAAUACAAUAAUCUGUAUAUUUUUCUCGUCAUGCCGGCGUAACUUGUAUCUUCAAAUGAUAAUGUAACUAAAAGUCUUAAAAUUCGUUUAAAGAAUGCUAUCUCAGAAUCAAAUCCAACAUACAGUCAUAUAAAGCAACAAAAGAUUAAUGUUUAAGUAGAAUAAGAAUUAUGUGUUAAAAUCGUUACUUAUGAUGGUAUGAACAGCGCAUAGUAAAAUGUGUUCGGGCUGAGAAUAUGCAUGCUUAUAUGAAAACUUUUAGUUGAUGCGGGCGGUUACUUCGGUACUAUCGAAGUUUUAUAAUAACCGUUUUCAGUAUAUAAACAUCAAAACAGUGCAUGAUAGAGUAUCGUUUACGUUCACGAGCAGGUCAUCAACACUGUUAAAAGUUUCACAGUUGUUUAAUCGACUAAAAUGAGAACGAACUACUGCAUUUAA